UUGGGAUGAAACUCAUUUUGGGAAGAUGGGAAGUUACUACAUUAAUCGGACCUUCUUCUUUGAUGUCCACCCCCCGUUGGGGAAGAUGCUGAUUGGACUUGCUGGCUACCUUAGUGGAUAUGAUGGUACAUUUCCUUUCCAAAAGCCAGGGGACAGAUAUGAGCAGCACAACUACGUGGGAAUGAGAGGGUUCUGUGCGUUCCUUGGCUCCUGCCUGGUUCCCUUUGCCUAUCUCACAGUGUUGGAACUGUCAAAGUCACUGCCAGCAGCCUUACUCACAGCUUUCAUCCUUAUUUUCGAUACGGGCUGUAUUACUUUGUCCCAAUAUAUUCUGCUGGACCCCAUUCUGAUGUUCUUCCUCAUGGGAGCUGUUCUGAGUAUGGUGAAAUGUAAUAGCUGUGCAGAUAGGCCAUUUUCUGCCUCCUGGUGGUUCUGGCUGAGUCUGACUGGUGUGAACCUUGCUGGAGCAAUAGGCGUAAAGUUUGUUGGCCUUUUUGUGGUCCUCUUGGUUGGCCUGAACACAAUCUAUGACCUAUGGGACUUGCUGGGGAACCUCAGCCUGUCACUGGUCAUGUUUGGGAAGCAUUUCCUGGCCCGUGUACUCUGCCUCAUCCUGCUCCCACUUGCCCUCUACACGGCUAUGUUUGCUGUUCAUUUUACAGUAUUAAAUAAAAGUGGUCCUGGGGAUGGUUUCUUCAGUUCAGCAUUUCAGUCCCAGCUGAUCGGGAACAAUCUUCAUAAUGUGUCUGUUCCAGAGCACUUGGCAUACGGGUCUGUGGUCACAAUGAAGAACCUUCGGAUGGCAGGGGGAUACCUUCACUCCCACUGGCACCUCUACCCGGAGGGCAUUGGAGCUCGCCAGCAGCAGGUCACUGCCUACUUACAUAAAGAUUUGAAUAACCUGUGGAUUAUAAAGAAACAUGAUUCAGAUACAGAUCUGUCAGACCCCUCAAGCCCUGUGGAGUUUGUGAGGCACGGAGAUAUUGUUCGUCUGGAACAUAAAGAAACUUCUAGAAAUCUUCACAGUCACCAGCACGAGGCUCCCCUGACAAGGAAGCAUUUUCAGGUCACUGGCUAUGGAAUAAAUGGAACAGGAGACUCCAAUGAUUUCUGGCGGAUUGAAGUUGUGGGCAGAAAGGCUGGGAAGCUCAUCAAAGUCCUACGGAGUCAGGUCCGGCUAACCCAUGUGGCCACAGGGUGUAUAUUGGGCUCUUCUGGAAAGACUCUGCCAAAAUGGGGUUGGGAACAAGUGGAAGUCACCUGCACACCAUACCUGAAGGAGACUCCCAAUUCCCUCUGGAACUUUGAAGAUCAUACUAACCCUAAGUUGCCCAAUAUCAGCCUGGAUGUUUUGAAGCCCUCUUUUGCAGAAAUUCUGCUAGAAUCCCACAUGGUUAUGAUCCGGGGAGACAGUGGCCUCAAACCAAAGGACAAUGAAGUUACAUCCAAACCUUGGCACUGGCCAAUCAACUACCAGGGCCUGCGUUUUUCUGGUGUCAAUGAGACUGAUUAUCGAGUUUAUUUGCUGGGAAACCCGGUGAUUUGGUGGCUAAAUCUGGUCACUAUUGGGUUAUAUCUUCUGAUGGCAGUUUCCACUGCAGUGAUCCUGAAGAGAGGUGUCCAACUGCCAUCUGAACUCAAAGAACUGUCCAGAGUCGUGCUAUGUGGUGGAGGGCAGAUCACACUGGGCUGGCUCCUUCAUUACCUGCCUUUUUUUAUGAUGGGCCGAGUUCUCUACUUCCACCACUACUUUCCUGCCAUGCUUUUUUCCAGCAUGUUGACAGGAAUCACCUGGGACACACUACUGAAGUUCUGUGCUGGGUUCUGGUCAGCGAGCACUACAGCUAGAAAAGUAUAUGGAGGGGGGUUCCUGGCACUGGUUCUACUCAUCAUGUACAG
Fulmarus glacialis (Northern fulmar) is the source of this 1899-nucleotide messenger RNA. It is a transcript of the gene POMT2, whose product is annotated as protein-O-mannosyltransferase 2. The transcript is spliced from 19 exons. NCBI's taxonomy places the organism in Eukaryota, Metazoa, Chordata, Aves, Procellariiformes, Procellariidae. The annotation marks the transcript as partial. Gene Ontology annotation, molecular function: mannosyltransferase activity. Gene Ontology annotation, biological process: protein O-linked glycosylation. Gene Ontology annotation, cellular component: membrane. The record is from RefSeq and is a predicted model, not a curated record.